This is a messenger RNA of Heterotrigona itama, 2903 nucleotides long. Lineage: Eukaryota; Metazoa; Arthropoda; Insecta; Hymenoptera; Apidae. The record is from the annotation of a GenBank genome assembly.
UGUCGAACGGAGAAAGAGAAGGAGAGAGUAUUUGAACGAGACCAAAGUUUCUUUAUCAAGAAAGUCGUAUACAUCGAUAUUUUGUUGAGGAGUGAAGAGGUUCCAUGGAUGAUAAGGUUGCUAGUUGCGCCGCGCGUGCACUUCUCUUCUAGUUUUAGCUUCCCUAGUGCUCUUCCGCGAAAUAUUCCGGAUACCAAGAGACCGCUCGUCGAUCACUGUAACUGCAUGUUGUUUCGUAUCAUGGCCACCGACAAUCUCACAGCUAUUCUCUAUGGCAUCAACGACAUUAGGCUGAGGUACUCAUACAAAUGGCUUGCGUUGGAAUUUGCGGCUCCGAUGUUCAUUAUUUGGUUAAUGGAAGAAUAGGUGAUUUUGUCGUGCGAAAGCCAAUGAUAAUAGGCCACGAAUCUUCCGGUGUAGUUGUCAAACUCGGAAAGAAUGUGAAGAACUUGAAGGUCGGUGAUCGAGUGGCCAUUGAACCUGGAGUAUCCUGUAGAAUGUGUAAGUUUUGUAAAGAAGGACGUUACAAUUUGUGUAAGGACAUGGUAUUUUGCGCCACUCCUCCGGUACAUGGAAAUUUAAGACGUUUCUAUAAGCAUGCUGCGGACUUUUGUUUCAAGUUACCAGAUAAUGUGACAUUGGCUGAAGGAGCACUGUUGGAACCAUUAUCGGUCGGUGUACAUGCUUGCAAGCGCGCGAACAUCGGCAUCGAUUCGAAGGUUCUGAUUUUGGGAGCCGGACCGAUUGGUCUGUUGUCGCUGUUGGUAGCGAAAGCUAUGGGAGCCAGCAAGAUCGUUAUUACUGAUCUGUCACAAUCUCGAUUGGACCUUGCGAAGAAACUUGGCGCUGAUGCAACAUUAUUAGUGAAAAAGGAAGACACUGAGUCGAAUAUUUUAAAGAGAAUAAUCGAGCUUGUCGGAGAAGAACCUGAUAAAACGAUUGAUGCGUGCGGAGCACAGUCUAUGAUCCGAUUGGCGAUUCUCGCGACCAGAUCUGGCGGAGUGGCCGUUUUAGUAGGAAUGGGCGCACCGGAGGUUCAAGUUCCAUUAAUGAACGCACUUGUAAGAGAAGUUGACAUUAGAGGCGUAUUUCGAUACGCAAACGACUAUGCUGACGCGCUGAAUCUCUUGGCUACUGAGAAAAUUGACGUGAAGCCACUGAUAACUCAUAAUUACAAAUUAGAGGAUACAGUUCAAGCUUUCGAAACUUCCAAAUCAGGGCAGGCCGAUGUCGUUAAAGUUAUGAUACAUUGUAACUAGAAAACGGAAUUACUUUAACACUGUUUUUUAAUACUACGACAAGAUGCAACAGUUAUGAAAUGUGCAUGGAAAAUCAAAGAUCAAGCAAUAUUGCUGACACUAAUAUUAUUAAUGUUAAACAUGUAGCAUAUGUGAACAUAAACAAUCCAUUUAUGUCUUUUAUAAAGCAUUGUUAUCGGUUGCAAUCAGAUUAUUGACGAAAUAUGAAUGAAAUACAUACUGUUUGAAUUUCCAAAGUAAAUGGUAAUUAGUUCAUGCUAAUCAUCCAUAUUUAGUUUUAUUGUGUAUGUAUGUAUAUAGAUACAGUUUUUAAUUAAAUAAUGACACAUACUGAUACACAUUGGUACAUAUUAACAUAUAUUUAUACGUUUGUUGUUAUGCUAAAGCAUAUUACGUUGUAUGCAGCAGGCACGUGUACACGUGAAUAUUCUUUUUUCACCGAUGUAUUUUAACAUUUGAUAAUCAAUGUAUAUACGAUAGAAAAUUCUCAUUAUUUUAAAAUUUCAUUAUAUUAAAAUUAUAUUAAAAUUAUUGUUAUCAAAAUGUGUUUUUUAUUAAUAUUUUUUUCUAUUAUUAUUCAAAUAUCAAGUGCAAAUAUUACUGUUCAUAAAAAUUAAAAUUUGUAUGUUUAAAAUCAAUUAGGUUCAUUAGAUUUCAAUACAUCUACAUGUAGACUGCGGAUCUUUAUGCAAUUCCAAAUUUUUAUAAAAAGAAAGUCUAAAUAAAAAUUUGUCUUUUCUACCAAAUACUACUCCAUUUCUGAUAUUAUAUAAUAUUUCAAUUAAAUAGUAUUCCACUUUUAUGUAUUUUUGCAUAUUGUAUGGAUUUUUUAAUAUUUUUCUUCAUAUAAAUGCAUGGAAAUCCGCUGUUUAGUAAAUAUGAUUUUAUUGUAAAUCUUUUACAUCACAAAUAAAAAUUUUUAUAUGUCACUAAUAUAACAGAGUAAACUCUACUACUAUUAUAAGCACUAUGUAGAUAGAAAUCAAAAUAUAGUAAGUAAGAAAAGACAGAAUUUUAGUAUUUUUAUUUUAUUCAGAAAUAAUAAAUUCAUCGACUGUUUAUACUUUCACUUUAUUCAGGCAAGAUGAACUUAUGCCUUAUUUUAAUUUUUGAGUUAUAGAUAAUUGAAGAAAAUGUUCAAUGUGUUUGCCUUAUGCUUCAAUAAAAUGGUGCAUGUUUUAGCAUUGAAUUUCAUAGUUCCAUGAAAAUACCAAGUAUUUCUCGAAUAAUUUCAAAUCAAUUUUGUAUAUCGUGCACAUUAUUUGACUUAAUUGAAUGCACGACAGAUUUUAAAUUGCAUUAAAAAUAAAAAUUUAAUGGAUUGAGUUUUGCUUAAUGCAGUGUUUUUUCUCUGCAAUGUCUCGUUAUCUAAUAAAUAUUAUGAGAUAAAACUAAUGUAAUUUAAAAAAAAAAAUCAUAUUUAUUUGUUGCAAAUUAUAAAACGCUCAAGGCUUGAACAGUGAACGUAUAUCGAUGGAUAUUUUUGUAAAAUUAGAUAGAGUUUAGACUACGAUGUGCAGUAGCAUGCACUGGGGCACAAAGUGGAACAUUUUCUUUUCUAUUAUCUAUAACUCGAAAGCCAAAGUAUGUAGAAUAUAGAUUUAUAUGAUAUUUUUUACUUAUUUUAUUUUGUAGAUUUUUUAA